AUGGCUGACGAUGGCAUGCUUAUGAACUUCAGCAUUGCUGACAGUGUCAUCAAACCUGAAGCAAAGUUCAAAGGAGGUACAUGGCGAGACCGACUGACUGCGAAAAAGCGCUCAGCCCACCGCGGAUCAGAGAAAGAACCCGGAGAUGCGUCUGCGCGCAACGCAGCAUCCAAGAACCCCAACCAAAUUCAACUUGGUCCCCGGCCUGCCAAAAGACAAAGAACAGACGACUCAACCCAGCGCCCUCCCCAGCGCUCUGGUGACCGCCGCCCGCACCAACAUCCCCGAGAGAAAGAUCCCCGCCACUUCGUUUCCUCGCUAUUCACCAGCAACCCCGAAGCGCAAAAUGCCGAAGAGCCGAAACAGGAGGGACCGACCGAGGACGCAAAGCCGACCAAUGCGCCGCUGAUUGACGGACUAGAUACCUUCACAAAUUUGGGACUCUCUCCCAACCUUGCCGCGCAUCUGCUCACGAAACUGGAGCUCAAGGCACCGACUGCCAUCCAGAGGAGCUCUAUCUCACAAUUGCUGAAGGAAGAGAGUGAUGCUUUCAUUCAGGCUGAGACCGGUUCCGGAAAGACGCUGGCUUACCUUCUCCCACUGGUGCAACGGAUCAUGGAUCUAUCCAAGGCGAAGAACGAGCAUACCGAUACCCAAGUCCACCGUGAUAGUGGAUUGUUCGCCAUUAUCUUGGCACCUACUCGCGAAUUGUGUAAGCAAAUUUCAGUUGUGCUGGAGAAUAUCCUUCGUUGCGCAAACUGGAUUGUCUGUGGAACGGUCAUUGGUGGAGAAAAGAAAAAGUCAGAGAAGGCACGUUUGCGAAAGGGAUUGAAUAUCCUUGUCGCAACACCGGGUCGUUUGGUGGAUCAUCUCGAUAACACAGAAGCAUUAGAUGUCAGUAAUGUUCGGUGGCUCGUGCUUGACGAGGGAGAUCGCUUGAUGGACAUGGGUUUCGAGGAGGAACUGCAGGGAAUUGUCGGUAAACUUGAUGCCAGGCAACGGCCCAGUCGCGUGCCUGGUAUUCCAACACGCAGGACGACGGUUCUCUGCUCGGCUACGUUGAAGAUGAAUGUUCAGAAGCUAGGAGAGAUCAGUCUGAAGGAUGCGAUUCACAUCAAGGCCGACCCGGAGGACGACGAUGACGAGAAGCCAGAAAAGGGCGAGGACGAAGGAUUCCGCGUCCCAGCGCAACUGAAGCAGUCCUACGCCAUUGUACCAGCCAAGUUACGUCUUGUCUCAUUAACAGCCUACUUGAAGAGAACAUUUAUGCGAAAGGGUUCCGUGAUGAAGGCGAUUGUUUUCAUGUCUUGUGCCGACGCUGUUGAUUUCCAUUUCGAGCUAUUCUCACGAAACCAAGACCGCGAGCAACAAAAGAAGCUUGAGAGAGAAAAAGAAAAGGAAGACCAGCAGCAGGAGGAGAAGGAAGAAAAAGUAGACGAAAGAGAGGAGCUGUCACCCCACGGCACCAUUGCUCCCGGAAGAGCCUUCUCAACCCCAACCAACCCAGUCAUUCUGCACAGACUGCACGGCUCGCUCCCACAAAACGUCCGAACCGCCACCCUCGGCUCCUUCUCUCGCAGCACCGAGGCCUGCGUCAUGAUCUGUACCGAUGUCGCCUCGCGUGGUCUUGAUCUGCCCAACGUGGACCUAGUCGUUGAAUACGACCCGGCAUUCAGCUCCGACGACCACACUCACCGUAUCGGUCGUACAGCACGUGUAGGACGCGACGGUCGAGCCCUCGUCUUCCUCCAGCCCGGCUGCGAAGAGAACUACGUUUCAGUGCUGAAGCGCGGCUACCGCGACGGCGGCAAGGCGCUCACCCGCACAGAUGCAAACGAGCUCCUCAAGCGCGGCUUCGGAGGCAACGAGUCCGGAAAGAAGAACUGGGAAGAGAAGACCACCGAUUGGCAAAUGGACGUCGAGCGCUGGGCUCUCGAUAACCCCGAGUAUCUGGAAAUGGCCCGUCGGGCAUUCCAAUCUCAUGUGCGAGCCUAUGCGACUCACAUUGCUAGUGAGCGGAGCAUGUUCAACAUCAAGGAACUGCACUUGGGUCAUCUGGCGAAGAGUUUCGCGCUCCGUGAUCGUCCGGGCAAAAUCAAUGUUCCUGGUCUGCGACCUGGUCAAGAAGAUACCAAGAAGGACUUCAAGGCUUCGCGAAGUGGUGCGGGUAGCAAGCGAAAGGCUGGCGGCGAUGAUGGGCCGGCACCGGGUGUUAACAAUACGGAUGAUGCUGCUCGCAGGAUGAGGGCCAAGAUGAGAGAGCAUAUGUCUGGAGCCAACGAGUUCAACUUGGCUUGA
This is a messenger RNA of Penicillium soppii, 2298 nucleotides long. It is a transcript of the gene dbp7, whose product is annotated as putative ATP-dependent RNA helicase. The coding region runs from base 1 to 2298 and encodes 765 amino acids. The record is from RefSeq and is a predicted model, not a curated record. Gene Ontology annotation, cellular component: nucleus. The transcript has a single exon. Gene Ontology annotation, biological process: ribosome biogenesis. NCBI's taxonomy places the organism in Eukaryota, Fungi, Ascomycota, Eurotiomycetes, Eurotiales, Aspergillaceae. Gene Ontology annotation, molecular function: nucleic acid binding; ATP binding.